UACAGUACACAUGUUUAAAUUGUGAUCUCGCUCGAUUAACCACAUAAAUGAAACGAAACGAAAGAAGAAGUAUAUUGUAAAAUACCUUCCUGGUUAGAAGGUCCACUUCAAUGAACCGAAUCAAGGAGAAUUAACACAAAUUCAGACAACUUGCGUGUUAUUGCACAGCUCAAAUAUGUGUACUAACGUUCAGCCUAUGAAUGGAGGUGAUGAACCAGACAUUGCUCAGGUAAUGAUAAAGGAACUGGAACAUGUCCUUUCCUUAGUCGGGCCAGCCAAGGAAGAAAUAGCUCAACUUCAGGAGCAGAUCGUUGGACGCCAAGUCCCACCUAGCAACACAGUCUUAAAAGAUAUUGCAGAAUUGAAACAUCAGCUCGUAGAUACCAAGGAAGAAAACACGAAGUUACAACAACAACUUAGUAGAGUAAAAACGAAUGAAUCAAAAUAUAGCGACAUGUCAGAUAAAUUGGAAAAGGAAAAGAAGAAAGUAAGAGAUCUCGAGGCUUCUAUUAAUGCCCUGAAGGACAGGGAAGCACAAAGGAAAGAGGCUCAUAAAGAAGAAAAAUCGGCCUUCAUUGAAGUCAACCAUGAUUUAGAAAUGAGAUUACAGGCAGCUUUGAAAGAAGUGGAGAAAGUCAAAGACGUUCGGCAGCAAUGUCAGUUAAAUUUGGAAACAAAUUUGAAAAAACUUCAACAAGAAAAUGCAAAACUGUCCGCCUCGCUUAGAAAAGAAAAGACAGAGAAGGAAAAUCUGGGAAAAGACCUUUCGGAUACGAAAUCACGAUUAAGCAAGUUGAUGGGAGACAAACUUUCGGACAACAAUCCAGAUAUUGCUGACUUAAGUGACAAUAACAGACCAACCAAGCUGGCUGAAAAAUAUCAAGAACUAUACGACAAUCAGUGGACAGACGCCUAUGAAAUAGCAGAAAAACACUUUCCAGAUCUGACUGAAAAAAUAAGGAUUAAAGUACUGCUUCAAAUACUGAUGAAUGUUCAUAAAUUCUGUAAAGAAGAGUAUACCCAACAGGACAGAGACUUUAUGCAAGCAAUGUAUAGAACGGAUAAGGGGGCCGAGUCAGGCUUUGCCUUUCCGACUGCUCUAAAAGCACAAUUGAAAGAGCUUAAACAUUACGCUGCUACUGCUUCAACUGGAAAUUUAACUGAGAAAUACCUAAAGAACUGUGACAAAACAACAAAGCUUGGCAGGUUUAAUGAGGAAGUGAACGGUUUUACGCAUGAAUGCGUGACCAUAUGUUGGCUUAUGGCCCAUCAAGAUCCCCCGCUUGUGUUUGAACGAAAUGAACAAAGGGAGCCAGGUUUGAUGGCGGUAAGUAUAAACAUUACACAGCGACUGGAACAAUUAUCGACUUUGUCGUUUGGCCAGCACUCCUGCUUCAUAAAGACGGACCAGUUCUUAGCAAGGGUGUUGUGCAGUGUGUGAAAUCAUUUCAUGGUUCAAAAUCUGUCACAAAUCGUUCGCAAAAGGUAACAGCAUCACAAAUGGGUAUCAUACCCGACUUGGUACGUUCAACUGGCAGCAAGACACCAGUUGACUUCACGACUUGGCUUCAAGACACAAAUGCUGGUGCUGACCCCAAAAAGGCGGUUCUCAACUUAGAAGAUGGUACAUCCAAGUCCUCGCCGAAACUUGAAGUGAAUCGUAGCAGUCAGAAUUCAAAAUAUGCUGAUAGCGUCAGUAAGCAAAUAUCUGACACAGACAACAAAAACUUAAUCCAAAGCCAAGAACAAUUGAGAAAGAGUUCACAAUCUAGUUUCAAACAACAACAGCAGCAGCAGCAGCAGCAGCAACAACAACAACAACAGGGUUCUGCACAAAUGUUUGCAAAUAUUCAAAAAGACAAAACAAGCCAGCCUACAAAUAAAGUUCGUAGUGAAUUCCAUAUGCAAUUAAUCUGGAAUGACGAAGGUACGUUGAUGCAACAGCCAUACAGUGAUGUUUCCGUAUGCUCCAAAAACAGUACCUUCGAACGGAAUCAGCCAACUGCCAGUAAUGUCCAACUGAAUCAGUCGGCUGUUGGUAAUUUCCAACAUAAUCAGUCAAGUGCUGGUCAUUUCCAACAGAAUCAGUCAACAGCUGGUAAUUUCCAACAGAACCAGCCAACAGCUGAUAAUUCUCAAAAGAAUCUGUCAGCUGCUACCACCUUCCAACAGAACCAGCCAACUGCCGGUACCUUCCAACAGAACCAGCCGCCUACUGGCAACUUUCAACAGAACCAGCCAACUAUUGGUAAUGUUCAACAGAACAUGCAAACAAAUCAGUCAACAGCUGCGAACUUCCAACAAAAUAGUGCAAUAGCUGGAUUAGGAAAAUCAAACCAAAAUAUGGUCCCACAAUCUUUGACGUUUAACACAAACAUCCCUACAAAUGUAUGGCCUUCGCAAAUAGAACUUAACGCGUUUGUGUACUAGAACCGGCACUUCGGAAAUGCUGAUCUAGCCAGGAGGCAGAUGGGUGCUCAGGUUUAUGACAAAUGCAUGAACUACUACAGAUGGUUAUAUCCAGAACAAUAUUAUUAAACAGAACUCUAUUAUGAAAAUGGAUUUUAUUUCAUAAAUGUUUUGGAUCUUGAAACGUUGCGAUUUUAAUACUUUUACAUGUACCUGCACGUGCAGUAAAUCGGCUAAAAAGGCAAACUGAUAAGCGUUUGAAAACAUCGUUCAAUUACGCACGUAAGUACGAGAAUUUGAUUCUGCCGCGCUGCAAAAUCACGUUGUCGAGCUUCAUCAUCGCAUAGUUAUCACGGUGUUUUCGCCGAUUGCCAACGUACUGUUGCAUUUUGCCAUUGUGUAUAAAAGGAGCUGAAUACAACCUUAAAUUCUUAAUAUA
This is a messenger RNA of Mercenaria mercenaria, 2848 nucleotides long. RefSeq lists its product as uncharacterized. The coding region runs from base 176 to 1441 and encodes 421 amino acids. The record is from RefSeq and is a predicted model, not a curated record. The transcript has 7 exons. NCBI's taxonomy places the organism in Eukaryota, Metazoa, Mollusca, Bivalvia, Venerida, Veneridae.